Molecule: messenger RNA, 2972 nt
Organism: Frieseomelitta varia
Lineage: Eukaryota; Metazoa; Arthropoda; Insecta; Hymenoptera; Apidae
Gene: Esp
Product: sodium-independent sulfate anion transporter
Exons: 11
Coding region: 486-2180 (564 amino acids)
Biological process (GO): transmembrane transport
Cellular component (GO): membrane
Molecular function (GO): sulfate transmembrane transporter activity
Source: RefSeq, a predicted model, not a curated record
UUACGAGCAGAAACUGUCGAAGAAGCACGACGCAUUUAAAUGGCCGGUCGCGUAUUGCCGCGGAUUCAGUUUUGUCGCCGACCUCCCGAAAUCGGAUUCUGUUUUUCGCGUGUUUUUUCACUGGUGCACCGCGCUCAGAAUACCUGACGUUCCUUCUACUGUCCUCAGCAAGUGUCAGCGAGCCACAUCGAGAAGAUUUUCAGCGAAGGAAACGGGAAUCAAGCUGAAGGAGAGCGCUCGUUCCGCCAAACGAUUCGCGGACAUAUGAUUAUCCGUUUGCACGGUCGUUGUUCCCUCUCGUUUUCGCGUAUAUUAGCUGGUUGCCAGUAGGAUGUGUCGUGGAUGUAAAAACAAGUAACUCUUGAUCCUUAGAUCGUCCAACGAGUCGGUCACGAGGCCACGAAAUCCACCUUUAAUUCCUUAAACCACGCAGUGACAACACGCAGUGACAACCGAUCUUGUCGUCGACAACAUAGCUCUUUAAGAUGAACAAAUCAAACGAUGUGGUAGAUGCAAACCAAAAUGAUAGACCCCCAGUAUAUGUGAAUCAUGGUUUGAUUGGGUCCAGCGAUAGUUUGAAUCUCGGUUAUUCAAACAGUUCUCAAAUUCUAGAUAAUUCGUAUGAAAGUCAUCAAGAAAUACAAGGUUCUUCAGAUUUUAUCUUGGUAGAAGAAUCUGACUACGAAUUGCAACAGAAGGAUAGUUUCCUACAUUCCGCGUUAUAUCAGUUGAGACGACGUUGUAGAUCAGCUUGUACAAAGAAAACCAUAUAUAAAAGGGUACCAAUUUUAAAUUGGUUACCAAGAUAUAAUAGUCAGGAUGCGCUUGGUGAUCUUGUUGCUGGUGUUACAGUGGGUCUCACUGUUAUUCCACAAUCGUUAGCAUACGCUAACGUAGCAGGUCUACCACCUCAAUAUGGACUGUAUGGUAGCUUUUUAGGCUGCUUUAUUUAUGUUAUAUUUGGAUCUUGUAAAGAUACACCAAUGGGACCUAGUGCCAUUAUAUCUUUGCUAACGUACCAAACAGUUUCACACGUGGAUGCACCACUGAAACAUGCGAUAUUCCUUUGCUUUUUGGCCGGAGUGAUAGAACUGAUAAUGGGUAUAUUUGGUCUCGGAUUUUUAAUUGACUUCGUAUCUGGGCCAGUUAGCUCCGGAUUCACGUCAGCAGUAGCUUUGAUAAUUAUUACUUCGCAAAUAAAAGAUAUACUUGGCAUUUCUGUGAAAGGUUCGCAAUUUGUUGAAAUAUGGAAAAACCUUGCUAGCCACAUACAUGAAACUUCACCUUGGGACGCUGCUCUUGGAGUAACUUGUAUCGCGCUUCUUUUACUUCUCAGGCUUCUAGCAUCAUAUAACAUUGGUCCCAAAGAGGCAGAAUCACAAAGUACAAAAUAUCGCGUGUUAAAUAAAUUUAUAUGGUUAUUUGGUACAUCACGAAAUGCAUUUUUAGUAAUAUUGUCCGGUCUUUUAGGAUAUAGUUUUAGAGAAAAGCCACCCUUCAAAUUGGUUGGAUAUAUACCAGAAGGUAUGCCAAAUGUACAAUUACCACCAUUUAGUUACAUUAAAGAUGACAAUACAACAGUAACAUUUAUUGAUAUGAUUUCAAAUUUGGGAAGCGGUAUUCUUGUUUUACCGCUUAUCUCGUUAAUGGAAGACAUUGCUAUUUGUAAAGCCUUCUCAACUGGAAAAUCAGUUGAUGCAACACAAGAACUAAUAGCAAUUGGAAUAUCAAAUAUUGGUAAUUCCUUUGUUCAGGCAUUUCCUGGUACAGGAUCUCUUAGCAGAAGUGCAGUAAACAAUGCUUCUGGAGUAAGAACACCAAUGGGCGGCAUUUACACUGGUACUUUAGUAAUAUUAGCCCUUUUAUUUCUCACUCCCUACUUCAGCUACAUCCCGAGAAGUACAUUAGCAGCAAUUAUUAUAGCUGCAGUAAUAUUCAUGGUUGAAGUUAAAGUUGUAAAACCAAUGUGGAGAACUAAAAAAUCAGAUUUAAUUCCCGGAUUGGGUACAUUCAUUGCGUGUUUGUUGUUACAAUUAGAAAUUGGAAUUCUAUGCGGUAUUGGAUUAAAUAUUUUAUUUAUUUUAUAUCAUGCAGCACGACCAAAAAUAUCCGUGGAGAAACUUACUGUACGUAUUUCUCAUUUUUUAACUUCUUUUUACAAAAUUUUAUUUAAUAUGUAGGAAGUUGUUUGUAAUUUCGUUUAUUUAAUUUUUUUAAUUAAUUUUAGAAAAAACUACAUUUAAAAAUUAUUAUAAUGAACUUGAAGAAUUGGUGGACAUAUAAGUAGAUGGUCCUAUACUUCAAGAUUUAUUCUACCUCUUGAACUUUAAUCUCGCUUUUGCGGCAUUAGCAUAAAAAAUUUUUAUCUGUUAAUUGUUUAAUUGUUCCUCUUCUUAAAAAAAGAGAACAUGUAUGAGAUACAAAAUAUAUACGGGUUCCUGUAAUAUGCGAGAAAUAACAAUAUAAUUUUAUUUGUACUUCUUUUAAUGCAAGAUUAGAAUAAAAAUACAAGAGAAAUUUAAUGAAAUUGUUUGUUAUCUAGUAGAAUUAAAAAUGAAAUAUUAAGUACUAAUAAAUAUUGACAAAAUAAAUAACAAUUAUUAAAUAUAAAAUAUAAAAGUCCUCUUUAUAUGUUAUUUUAAAAAUUUCGUUUAAGGAACUAUUUGGUUUUGUGUGAUGAUAAUAGUAACAACGUCGAUAAAUAACAAUAAUAACAUAAAUGUAGUAAUAAUAAAAACGAUAUUUAUUAAAUGAAAUACUAAUAUUAUGUGAUUGUUAAAGAUAACUUGCACCUUAUAUUAUCUGUAAACUAGUCAUAUAGUACGGCAAAUUUAGUAUAUAUUGUACAAUUUAUAGGCAUUGUAAUAUUAAAUAACACAUAACAUUUACAAUGAACCAUGACUGUGUGAGAGCAUUCUUUACUUUAUUGUUAAAGAAAAUAAAAUGUGCCUCUUUUGUUAUGUUACAUUAAA